This is a messenger RNA of Zingiber officinale, 3769 nucleotides long. RefSeq names its product probable protein phosphatase 2C 15. Gene Ontology annotation, biological process: protein dephosphorylation. The coding region runs from base 166 to 1566 and encodes 466 amino acids. The record is from RefSeq and is a predicted model, not a curated record. The transcript has 9 exons. NCBI's taxonomy places the organism in Eukaryota, Viridiplantae, Streptophyta, Magnoliopsida, Zingiberales, Zingiberaceae. Gene Ontology annotation, molecular function: protein serine/threonine phosphatase activity.
UCGAUUUGUUUAGAGAAGGGAGUCGGCGUUUGCGCGUCGUGGGGUGGACUGGUGGUCUUGGUCCUGAUUAUUUCAUCAUUCGCCUAUUUCUUCUUCUUCCCUUCAUCCCCCUUCGUCCGCUGUCGCCAGAUCUACGCUGUUUGAUGAAUUCCUAGGGCGGCGGAGAUGGCAGCGCGCGUGAGAUUGGAGGAGGACGGCGGUGGAGAAGCGCGGCGGCGCCACGCGAAAAGUAGCAGCAUGGUGCCGCUGGCGCUGCUGAUCGGGGAGGAAGCGAGGAUGGGUAAGAUGGAGAGGCCGCGGGUGCGGUACGGCUGCGCUGCGCAGUCCAAGAAAGGGGAGGACUACUUCCUCAUCCGGACCGAUUGCCAGCGCGUCGCCGGCGACACUUCCUCCUGCUUCUCCGUUUUCGCGGUCCUUGAUGGGCAUAAUGGUAAUGCUGCAGCAAUAUAUACUAGAGAUAAUUUGUUGAAUCAUGUUAUGAGUGCAAUUCCCUGUGGACUUGGGCGGGAAGAAUGGCUUCAAGCUUUACCUCGUGCUUUGGUGGCUGGAUUUGUUAAGACUGAUAAAGAGUUCCAGAGAAAAGGACAAACAUCUGGAACCACUGUCACAUUUGUAAUAAUUGAUGGAUGGACAAUUACUGUUGCUUCAGUUGGAGACUCUCGAUGUAUCUUAGAUGCACAGGGAGGGGUAGUUUCUUCUCUAACUGUUGAUCACAGGCUUGAAGAAAAUGUUGAAGAGCGGGAACGUGUUACUGCUAGUGGAGGUGAAGUAGGGAGGCUCAGUAUUGUUGGUGGUGCUCAGAUUGGUCCCCUUCGCUGUUGGCCGGGAGGAUUGUGCCUAUCCAGAUCUAUAGGAGAUAUGGAUGUUGGAGAAUUUAUUGUUCCUGUUCCUUAUGUCAAGCAAGUCAAGCUGUCAAAUACUGGAGGAAGACUUAUAAUUGCUUCAGACGGUAUCUGGGAUGCCUUGACUUCUGAAAUGGCUGCAAACUCUUGCCGAGGUUUGCCUGCAGAGCUCGCUGCUAGACUUGUUGUUAAGGAAGCACUUAGGACAAGGGGUUUGAAAGAUGAUACAACUUGCAUUGUUGUUGAUAUUGCUCAACCUGAUCAUUCGGAACCACCUCAAUCUACACCGAAAAAGGUUAACAAAUUCAAAUCUUUCAUCUUCAGAAAAAGUUCAAAGGAUUCUACUAAUAAGCUAGCAAAGAAGCUAUCUGCUGUUGGUAUAGUUGAAGAAAUAUUCGAAGAGGGUUCCGCAAUGCUUUCUGAAAGACUAGGAAGCGACUCAUCCGCAGAAAAAACGUGGAAUAUUUUUACAUGCGCUAUAUGCCAGACGCACCUUGCCCCCAGCGAAGGGGUAUCUGUUCACGCUGGCUCCAUCUUCUCCACCAGCUCAAAGCCAUGGGAAGGUCCCUUCCUCUGUGCCGAUUGCCGCAUCAAAAAGGAUGCUAUGGAAGGCAAACGCCCGAGUGGAGUUAAGCUAAUUAACAUGGAAAUGGGCGAGUCCAUUUCAUGUGUUGGGGCACCUUUUGACGAUGGAGAAGGUACACUGCAAAUUAAAUGGCACUAGCCUAGCUUUUGCUACAGAGGGAGGAAUUUUUCCGGGAUCUCCUUCUCAUUUCAAUGUGUGUGACAAGUGGAGUCUGACAAAUGAGACAGGUAACACAUCUUAGCUUUGAAAUUGACUUAGUGGAGGUCGAUAACAUUAAAAUCUAGACCGCCAUGAUAUUGUCCCUGUUAAGGGUAUCAUGGUUGAUGUGCCUUUGUCUUAGUGGCAAGAGAUGUUGUCUGAGAUAGUGAGUUCGAGUCUUCUUAAUAGUAUAAAUAUUCACUGUUCUCUUAGGAGAUUUUCUAAAAUAUGGGGCCGCUUGAUGGUAAGAUAAGUCACUUUAAAAACUUUAUUCUAUACAGUUUUACUUCCCGAUUUAUUCUAGUAAUCGGUGGAAAACUUUCAUGGAGUCAGACUGAUCAUUCCUAGAAAUAGUCAAUGAGGCUAACUGAAAUUAUCAUUUUACUCCCUGGGGCUAUAGUGUCACGGUAGGACAUUCAAGUUGUCACCCAGGUAUUCCCGGUUUGAUUCCCAGCUAUAGCGUAUUUGUAGGAUUUUUUCCUCCAAAUGAGGGGCACAACCAAAGCAUGCUGGGUUUCUAGGCUGGCUGCCGCGCGCGCUUUUUGAUUUACCCUGGUGGUUGGUGGGAAACUUUCGUGGGGCCGGACCGGUCACUCCCAAGAAUAGUCAAUGAGGCUAACUGGAAUUAUCAAUUUUUUUCUGUUAAGGGUAUCAUGCAGGAAUUUUUCCUCCAAAUGGAGAGCGCAACCAAAGGAUGCUGAGUUUCUAGGCUGGUCGUCACACGCGUUUUUUUAUUUAUCCUAGUGGCCAAUGGAAAACUUUCGUGGGAUUGGAUCGGUCACCUCCGGAAUAAUCAAUGAGACUAACUGAGAUUAUUAUUAUUUUUUCUAUUAAGGGUAUCAUGGAAAAAAAAAAAUCUCGUGUGGACUAACUAUUGCUUUAUGAUUUACCUCUUCACAUAUAGUCAUAGGAUCGUAUGAGAUCAUUAGGAUGACGGAUUCUAUUUUUUGUCAUCAUUGUUAAGGGUAUCAUGACCCUCAAGAUAUAACUGAGUUGAUUAUCACAUGAUAAAUUUACAGAAUUGAGUAAGGGUCGAAUUUCGGUAAAGAUCAAGAAAUUAUUUUCUCAUGUGAUGAUUAAUUUUAAUUUUCUGAUUUACUCUCUCUUAAUGGUUUGGGGAUAGUCAAUGGAGGGAAGGGGGUGUCAGAUGGAUUUUACCUUUCAUAAUUAUUUUUAUAGAACUGUUAAGGGUAUCAUGACAGUGAUGCUAGAAUCUGCUACAGAAUCACAGUUCGUUACCUACUGGAGAUUUGGGAAGUUGACGGUUGGACAUGAACUUGCUUGUGCACCCGGAUUUACUCGGUGGGCGAUCCAAAGGAAGGUCGCCCAUAUCCGAAUUAGUUGAGCCAAGACUGGAUUAAAAAAGAAAAAACAAAAGGAGAGAAUUUGUUAGAUUAUCAAAUCUAAGGCAGACUUUGAUUCUAAGGAAAAUUCACUAGAAGAGGGUCAAAACGUUUGGAGUUCGAUCCACAUAGAUAGAAUUGGUCUGAUUCGCAUGAAUUGGUACGAGUUCGAUCCACAUCAUGUAAAAUUUCAGCUACACUAUUAUCCAGGCAACGAGCCCAACGAACCGAUGAGCUUGAAGCAUGCUCGUGGCCUCGCAGUGGCCGCCCGAUUGCGUGCUCGCGACUGGCUCACGAGCACAUAGGCCGCUAGCUUGCAAUCCCACAACGUAUCUUUAUGAUUCCUCCCUUUAUUAUCCAUUCUCUGAAGUAAACUGAGCAAUAAAAUCUGCCAAAAGCAUUCAUCUAUUACCAUCCAUCGUCGGUCACGUUCCAUCAUCUUGUGUGUUCUAAGUUUGACAACGCAUCGAAUACUUUGUAGUUGGGUUGGCUGAUCAGAUGCCGCUGAAUGAGGCGAGAAUAACUAUAACAAAGAUGCAAUAUAGUUCCAACUUUCAACUACGACUAUAGAGAGAUACAUGGCUCUAACAAUUUGGGGGGGAAAAAAAUACAGAGACAAAAUCACCCUCUCACAGGUUCAAGACCUCAGAUUCUCCCUUCGUGCUUUAUUAGGAAGGUUUUUUUUUAAGGGAAAAGUCUUCCGGUGAUGCAAAGUAAUAUGUCUUCAAGCAACUAUUAACCCAAUAAACUUUACUUGAGCCUGAUAGCUAAAAAGACUUAUACGGUGCAUCUAGACACUA